CUGGAGGCUUGUUAACUAUUCAUGAGGGGGCGGGUCGAGCCGGGCGGCCUUUGUUAACCGGAGGGCGCGGUCGCCGGGAUUUCCACUGCGGGCUUCGCGGAGCGGGACUUGGCUGCCAGAUUGCGGUCGAGAUGUCCUACAUCCCGGGCCAGCCGGUCACGGCCGUGGUGCAAAGAGUUGAAAUUCAUAAGCUGCGUCAAGGUGAGAAUUUAAUCCUGGGCUUCAGCAUUGGAGGUGGAAUUGACCAGGAUCCCUCCCAGAAUCCUUUCUCAGAAGACAAGACGGAUAAGGGCAUUUAUGUCACACGGGUAUCGGAAGGAGGCCCUGCUGAAAUUGCUGGGCUACAGAUUGGAGACAAGAUCAUGCAGGUGAACGGCUGGGACAUGACCAUGGUCACACACGACCAGGCCCGGAAGCGGCUCACCAAGCGCUCGGAGGAGGUGGUGCGCCUGCUGGUGACGCGGCAGUCGCUGCAGAAGGCCGUGCAGCAGUCCAUGCUGUCCUAGCAGCCCGCCGAGGUCCCGACGCGUGCCUGCCGCCUCCUUGUACAGUGACACUACUUCCACAGUCUGCCCCUCGUCCUGGCUCCUGCUGAGUGCUGGGCCCCCACUCCGAAGGGCAAGAGCUGGUCCCAGAGGCCUGGCUGGCCUGCCUUCCCCUCUCAGCAGUGGCCUGAGGCUCUGGGACCAGCCCUCCCUUGGACACCGAGGACUGGAAACAAUGGCCUGGAGUUGAGUUGUAGUCAGUUUGUAGUGACCACCAGUUCAUUCCCCAGACCCUGCUGCCAGGUCUCAGCAAUGCCCAGGGGAGCAGGGCCCCCACUUCCUGAGAGCGGCCGCAAAGCAGAACAACGCCUGGUGGGCCAGCCCUGCCCUCUGUCUCAGCGCCAAAGUGCCUGUGUCCGACGCAUUCCCGUUGCUCAGAGGGGAUUCGACACUGCAGAGGCAGAAGUCUGCCAGCAUGGAAGCCAGCGGGCUCAGUGCACCCAUCGCUCCCCACUCCUCCGAGGGGUGCUAGCCUUCCAGGGUUCACCAGCUUACCAGAUUUAGAUGAGGUUUUGAGGCUGACUUUUGAGGGCAUUUUUCAAGAUUGCAAAUCUCCUCUAUGCCUGUCUGUUUAACGUUUGUACUUUUUUAAUCACUUUGAUACAAAGGGGUUUUAUCUUACUAUUUGGAGAUGCCAGUUCUACUUUGAAUUUAGCUUACUAAUUCAAUCUGGGAAUGACUCAGCAAAUUAGAAAACCUUAUUUUGGUUACUGUGGAAAUGGGGCAGUAUGACACCCUCCCUCCCCCCCACACACACCUUGUGCCCAAUAAACAGAGCUGGGAUUCACGGGUCUGUGCUAAGGUGCAGGCAGGGCUGGGGUACUGGGGGUGGAUUACAGGACAGCUUUGUUUGUAAGGUUGGCGACCCUGGCCCUGGCUGCUCUGGGAAGAAGCCCCACUGUUCCUAGGCCCACGGGACAUGGGCUUGGCCUGGCCACAUCCACCUUCACCCAACUUCCCUUGUGAAUCGGGUCUCAGUCCCCACCCAGGAGCCUCAUGGAGACCAAGGGGUUCAUGGGGAAAAUACCCUCCCCCUAAGGCUCUUAAGAGCACUCAGUUGAUCACAGCCAGGGAUGCAACCCCAAACGUUUCCAGAGGCUGCCACCUGGCAAAAUGGGGUGACUGGAGCCCUCCAGGCCUCCGGCUGGCCCACCAUGGGCUGCAUUACCAGCUCUGGGAAUUGUUGCCACUCAUGGACCCACUGACAAAUCAGAUUUUUGAAAUCUCCCACUUUUAAAGUGUGGCACCUGGUACCAUACUGGGUGGCCCAAAUAAAACAGGUGUGCAUACUU
Messenger RNA from Myotis davidii, 1837 nucleotides. It is a transcript of the gene TAX1BP3, whose product is annotated as Tax1 (human T-cell leukemia virus type I) binding protein 3. Gene Ontology annotation, biological process: neurotransmitter receptor transport postsynaptic membrane to endosome; neurotransmitter receptor transport, endosome to postsynaptic membrane. The record is from RefSeq and is a predicted model, not a curated record. Gene Ontology annotation, cellular component: adherens junction; postsynaptic density; postsynaptic membrane. The transcript is spliced from 4 exons. The coding region runs from base 132 to 506 and encodes 124 amino acids. Lineage: Eukaryota; Metazoa; Chordata; Mammalia; Chiroptera; Vespertilionidae. Gene Ontology annotation, molecular function: protein binding.